Molecule: messenger RNA, 3906 nt
Organism: Sceloporus undulatus (fence lizard)
Lineage: Eukaryota; Metazoa; Chordata; Lepidosauria; Squamata; Phrynosomatidae
Gene: FBXO46
Product: F-box protein 46
Exons: 3
Coding region: 1891-3906 (671 amino acids)
Biological process (GO): intracellular signal transduction
Molecular function (GO): protein binding
Source: RefSeq, a predicted model, not a curated record
GCCAUAAGUUGGAAAGAACUUGAAGGCAUACAACAACAACAACAACAAAAUAACUAUAUAAUAAUAACAAUAGGUGCAUCUUCAUGCAGAAACAAUGCAGUUUGGCACUGAUUUAAAUGCCGUGGCUCAAUGGAAUGGAGCCCUGGGGUUUGUAUCAGAGAGCACUCAUGCCACCGUAAACUACAAAUCCCAGGAUUCCAUACCAUUGAGCCAUGGCAGUUAAAGCACUGUCAAACUGGAUCUUUUUUCUGCAGUGUAGAUGAUGCUACAAAUCUACCCUCUUUUUCUGUUUUCACCCGAAACAACGCAUUUUUAAAAGACGGAAGAAAAAUGUUGGCUUGUUACCAUUACAAAUUUGUUGUUUAUCCUCCCCUAAAGGAUACAGAGAAGGCAAAAUGCAAAAUACAAAUCACAAAAUGUGUGCCUUUAGCAUGCCUAACUCAUACACAGUGCGCUUUGAAUUGUUGUAAAAUAAAGAGCAAAUGCCCAGCGGAUAGGAACAAGGAACUGGCCAGAAAUUUGGUUUCUUAUGAAAUCCAGUUUCCUAUGUUGUUUCAAACGCUAAAAUGUCUUGUUUUGCUUGUUCUGGGUUCCCUGUUACUUCAGACCAAAAAGAGCAGCAACAGCAAAGUCUUUACUCUGAUCCAUAAUACAGAUGCUGAAUACUAACACACUUUCUCUAUCGAUGCAACACAACACGACACAAUGACCUCUGACUCCUCCUUAAUGGCCUCCUUGUUUGCCAUUCUCUGGAUUGUCACCAUUGUGUUUUCAAAGGAAGAUUGGAGGAAGAAAUGGAUGCUUUCUUUUCUUCAACCUAUUAUAAAAAUGUGUGUGUGUGUAUUGGGGGGAUCUGCACAAUCCCUGCAAACAUGUGCUGUAUGGGAUUUGUGCGUGUUUUGAUCACAUAACCCAGCGUACAUUUGGAGUGUGCCGUCUUUUGUGCCGCACAGAAGCUCUGACCACCCAUUGUGUAAUACAAACUGCUCUAAACAAACUGUUGACCCAUUAAAAAGUAGUCCACUUAAGCAUCUUCCUUGUUUUUAAAGAGUACCCAUGGAGAGCAGUGUGUGUGUCUGUGUGCGAGAGAGAAAGAGAAUGGGUGGGUGGCUUUUUAGUUUGUAUCCUCACUGCAGAAAUAAUCCAGUUUGACACCGCUUUAAAUGCUCCUGACUUACUUCUUUCACUGAGUCUCAAAGGUGCUACAAGAUCCCUUUGCUCAUUGGUUUUGCAAAACUCAUGCACCCAACUUCUUUCUUUCAGUGAGUCUCAAAGUGUGCCACAAGAUCCAAAUUUUCCUAACCAAUCCAUCUUUGCAGUCUUUAAAAGUGUGCCACAAGAUGCCUUUGCAUACAAAUUUUCCUAACCAACCCAUCUUUGCAAUCUCUCAAAGUGUGCCACAAGACCCUUUGCACAUUGGUUUUCCAAAACUCAUACUCCUGGCAUCUUUCAGUGCGUCUCAAAAGGUGCCACAAGAUCCCUUUGCAUACAAUUUUUCUGAAGCUCAUCCAGCUUUUUUCUUUCAGUAGGUCUCAAAGGUGCUACAAGAUCCCUUUGCACAUUGAUUUUCCAAUGCUCAUGCUCCCGGCUUCUUUCUUUCAGCUCUUCUUUAUUUUGCAACCUGUGGAUUUUCGUUGCAUCCUGCCCUCAGUGUGAAAUUUUGCAGGCCUCCAAGCCAAGGGUGUCAGCUUUGAGCCGAGGCCUUUCUCUAGAUCAGAUCCUCCUCCCCAACCCUCAAAACACACCCACCUACCCACCCACCCACCCACCUACCCAUGGCUUUUGGGUAACAGAUUUCUCUAAGGCUCUGGGAGGCUCCGGAACCACAUCCCAUCAUGAGCUAGGGGAGAAGGCCUGCCUUCCCCCCUGCUUUUCUGCCAUGAGAGAGUGAUGGAUCAGAACACCUUCUCCUCCCACAUCCAGCUAUGGUGCCCCCGUCCCUUUGGCACCUACUCCCAGAACAAGCAGUGCACUGGAGGCCAGGUGAAAAAGACCUUUGGGGACUUUGCCUGCAAAGCCAAGGAAGAGGAAGAGGAGGGUGGCGAGGCCUGCUCAGAGAACACCCCCCCUGCCCCACCACCACCUCCACCACCCCCUGCUGUCUCCCCAAGCCCUAGCCAGGUGGAGGAAGGACGGGUGCUUUUGGACACGUGGUACGUGAUCAAGCCGGGCAACACCAAGGAGAAGAUUGCCUUUUUUGUUGCCCACCAGUGCAGCAGCGGGAGCAGGGCAAGUGCCAUGAAGGUGAAAGGGAACUGGGGGAGCGACAGCUCUAAAGCCAAGCGCCGGAGGAGGUCUCAUGAUCCCACCAAAAGCAAGCCUUGCCCGGUCAAGUCAAAGGACAGUGGUGGCAACAAGGAAGCUGAAGAUGUGUGCCUUUGUCCAGAGUCCCAUGCUGACCCGGCUGGCGGAGAUACCACCGACUUGCUGUCGGUUGCUGAGAUGGUGGCCUUGGUGGAGCAGCGGACGGCACUGGCCCUGCAGAACUACUCCAGACCCACCCUGCCUGCCGCCCCUCCUUCCCCCAUGGUUUUUGUGUCCACAGAGCAAGAGCAAGGGGAGGGUGGAGAGAAGAAAGCAUCCCCUUUGGGGGGAGGUUCGGACUGCAGCCGGGUGGCUGAGGCUGUGGCUCACUUUGAGUCCCGGGAGCGGAAUGUCUUGCGCCAAAAUGGCCUCUGCCGGGAGUCUCCCGAGUGUGUGGCCAACUCCCAGCACAGCCCUGGUGAGGUCCGCAUCGCCUUCCGUAUCUCCAGCAGCCGGGACGCCCGCUCACCCACUGAGGGCGGCUCCAGCACCCGCCCCAACUGCAUGUUCAUGAGCUGCGGUGGGUCCCCUACAGGAAGUGCCGCCCGUGCCAAAGACAAGAUCACAUGUGACCUCUACCAACUCAUUAGCCCUUCCCGAGACACCCUACCCAACAAUGUGGACUUCCUGCUGGCAAGUGCCUCCCCUAAAGGGGCCGACGGAUCCGGCAAUGAGCCCCCGGAUGUUGAGAUGACAUGUGGGGAGAGCCAAGGCAGCUCCGGGAAACUGGAUGCUCUUUCAGAAGGUAGCAGGGCUGGUGCCGAGAAGAUGGGAGGCCCGGCUGCCACUGCCACUGUGGCCAGAGAUUGCAUCUCCGGAUUCCACGUGGAUGUGGUGGUCACGGGGGUGGUGGACCAGUGUGUCUUUUUUGGCAAGGACAGCACCAAGAACAUGAAGGAGGAGACGGUCUGCUUGACCGUCAGCUCGCCGACUCAAGAGGUGUUGUGUUCGUCAUGUGAGGACCCUCCGCCAGGGCAACUUUUCUUCCUCCAUGCCCAAACGCCCCGGCCGGAGGACAGUCGGGAUAUAGACAGCAACUACUUGGACCCUGUGAACGGUGGUGAAGGUGGGCUUGACAGGGCCGAUGGGUCCGGGCUGGAGCCGGCAGGUUCGGAUACCUCUCUUUGCCGCCUGUACCGCCACGUCUCGCACGACUUCCUGGAGAUCCGCUUCAAGAUCCAGCGGUUGCUGGAACCCCGUCAGUACAUGCUGCUCCUCCCUGACCAUAUCAUGGUGAAGAUUUUCAGCUACUUGCCCACGCAGUCGCUGGCUGCCUUAAAGUGCUCCUGCCACUAUUUCAAGUACAUCAUUGAGACGUUUGGCGUUCAAGCCACGGACUCCAAGUGGAACCGAGACCCCUUGUACCGGGAUGACCCCUGCAAGCAGUGCAAGAAGCACUACGAGAAGGGGGACGUCUCCCUCUGCCGAUGGCACCCCAAGCCCUAUCAUCACGACCUGCCUUACGGACGCUCCUACUGGAUGUGUUGCCGGCGGACGGACAAGGACACACCGGGCUGCCGGGUGGGACUGCAUGACAACAACUGGGUGCAACCCUGCGACAUGUUACGAGAGAGAGCAGCUCGGAGGGAGGAUGGGAGGUGA